Messenger RNA from Apis dorsata (giant honeybee), 1083 nucleotides. RefSeq lists its product as uncharacterized. Gene Ontology annotation, molecular function: N-acetyltransferase activity. The record is from RefSeq and is a predicted model, not a curated record. NCBI's taxonomy places the organism in Eukaryota, Metazoa, Arthropoda, Insecta, Hymenoptera, Apidae. The transcript is spliced from 4 exons. Bases 199 to 948 code for a protein of 249 amino acids.
UGUAUGAUAACUCAAAACUACCGCGGUUAUACAAUUCAUGUCAUUCGGCUAUAAGUCUUCAACAAAGUAGCAGUAACUGUGACGAGUGACAUUUAAUACUUAUUAACUCGUUAAUUUCCACCGCACAAUCGGUUCAUUUUUCUCGAAAUUUUGUUCACGCAUCAUCCGUUCAUAUCAGUUCUGAUAAAUAAAAUAAUAAUGAGCAAAAAAGAAGAGGAAAUUAUUUUUCCCUUAAAACCAGCUGGUCCACCGAAAGUGUGGAAAAUUAUCGAAACUAAAAAGAAAGACACAGGUGCUCCGAUAAAAUUCUCUAUUCAACAAAUACCAGAAGACAGAUACGAGGAUGUAAUUGAUCAUAUGUGUAAAUAUUUCAUCGCGGACGAGCCUAUAUCUAAUUCUUUGAAUGGAAUAAACGAUCCUGAAUACGUGGAAACUUUUAAAAAUUUUUGGAAUAAAUUUUUGAAACAAGGUUUAUCAGUGGUUGCGUUCACGGAAAAUGUGAAUGGCGGUAAACCUAUAAUCGCGGGAUGCAACAUGCUUGGAUUGAGUUUCAAGGGGGAGGAAUUCGAUUAUAACGCGAUUAAAUCGGAAAAUGGGCAGAAAGUAGUCAAAGCUAUUGUCGAGUUGAGCAAAAAGGCAAAUGUGUUUGAGAAAUAUGGGGUGGAUAAAUAUAUGACCGCCUUUGGCCUUUCGGUGAAUCCAUCCUACAGAGGAGCCGCUCUAGGCGGUCAUCUUCUCAAUGCCAGAGUGGAUAUUGGCCGUGAAUACAACAUUUCAGUAACAUCCACAGCGUUCACCUCACCGAUCUCUCAGAAACUAGCCGCACGAUGUGGAUUCGAAACUUUGAUUGAGAAAGAUUACGUAGAUAUGGUGGAUGAAGAAGGAAAUCAAUUGUUUCCAGAAGUCAAAGUGAAAUCUUUAAAAGUGAUGAGCAGGAAGCUUUUUUAAUGUGAACAAUAUUAUAAAUCGAAUUAUAAAUAUUUAAUGUUGUUUAUUAAUUUUAAAAGUAAUAUUACGUUCUUUUAAUUUUUUUAUUAUAUACAUAUCUUUGAUAAUUUUAUUUUUUCAAAAAUGGUAAUCAAU